This is a messenger RNA of Micropterus salmoides (largemouth bass), 3331 nucleotides long. RefSeq names its product ATP-dependent 6-phosphofructokinase, platelet type-like. The coding region runs from base 107 to 2488 and encodes 793 amino acids. Gene Ontology annotation, biological process: canonical glycolysis; fructose 1,6-bisphosphate metabolic process; fructose 6-phosphate metabolic process. Lineage: Eukaryota; Metazoa; Chordata; Actinopteri; Centrarchiformes; Centrarchidae. Gene Ontology annotation, cellular component: membrane; cytoplasm; 6-phosphofructokinase complex. The transcript has 22 exons. The record is from RefSeq and is a predicted model, not a curated record. Gene Ontology annotation, molecular function: monosaccharide binding; fructose-6-phosphate binding; identical protein binding.
CUGCAGUGCUGCUACAGUAUCCCUCCCGUCUCAGAUACUGACACUCGUCGCAGCAGUCUUGUUGAAUUGUACAUUAAAUUUUUUUGGCAGGUAAUAGUGACCCGGGAUGGCUGGCAUGGCAGCACCAAAGCGGCAGGACACCCGGAAAUAUUUCGAGAAUCUGUCCGGUGCUGGUAAAUCCAUCGCAGUGCUGACCAGCGGAGGAGAUGCCCAAGGUAUGAAUGGGGCGGUCCGGGCCGUCGUCCGUAUGGGCAUCUACGUGGGAGCAAAGGUCUACUUCAUCCACGAGGGGUAUCAGGGGAUGGUGGACGGUGGAGACAACAUCAGAGAAGCGACAUGGGAAAGUGUCUCCAGCAUGUUGCAAGUGGGUGGCACAGUCAUCGGCAGCGCCCGCUGUAAAGACUUUCGUAACCAUGAGGGCCGCUUGAAAGCAGCACACAACCUUGUGCAGCGCAGUAUCACCAACCUGUGUGUGAUUGGUGGAGACGGGAGUCUGACCGGAGCCAACCUUUUCAGAGAGGAGUGGAGUGGCCUGUUAGAUGAGCUCCUCCAGCAAGGUCUGAUCGAUGAGGAAGCAGCCCGCAGUAACUCGGAGCUCCACAUUGUUGGAAUGGUCGGCUCCAUCGACAAUGACUUCUGCGGCACUGACAUGACCAUCGGCACCGACUCUGCACUGCACAGGAUCAUCGAGGUGGUGGACGCCAUCAUGACCACGGCUCAGAGCCACCAGAGGACAUUUGUGCUGGAGGUCAUGGGCAGGCACUGUGGAUACUUGGCCCUGGUGAGUGCCCUGGCAUGUGGAGCAGAUUGGGUUUUUAUCCCAGAAAUGCCUCCUGAAGAUGGCUGGGAGGACAACAUGUGUCAGAAAUUAUCUGAGAGCCGAUCUCGAGGUUCCAGGUUGAACAUUAUCAUAGUUGCUGAAGGAGCCAUUGACAGACAAGGAGAACCCAUUACCUCCGUUUUUGUGAAGGAUCUGGUGGUACGCUGCCUGGGUUUUGACACCAGGGUCACCAUCUUGGGCCAUGUGCAGAGAGGUGGGACCCCCUCUGCCUUUGACAGGAUCCUGGCCAGUCGUAUGGGCGUGGAGGCAGUGCUGGCAUUAUUGGAGGCCUCUGCCAACACCCCGGCCUGCGUUGUGUCUCUGGUUGGCAACCAGGCUGUUCGACUACCACUUAUGGAAUGUGUUCAGAUGACCCAAGAGGUACAGAAGGCCAUGGAUGAGAAGAAAUUUGAAGAGGCAGUGAGACUGCGUGGCAGGAGCUUUGAAAACAAUCUGAGCACCUACAGACUCCUCUCCUACCGGAAAGCAGAUUCUGAGCUUCCAAAUAGCAACUUUAAUGUUGCAGUGUUGAACGUUGGCGCGCCGGCUGCAGGCAUGAACGCCGCCGUGCGUUCUGCUGUCAGAGUGGGAAUCACCGAAGGCCACAAGAUGUUUGCUGUCAGCGACGGCUUCGAGGGAUUCUACAAGGGACAGAUCAAGGAGAUCAAAUGGGGAGAUGUGGGUGGCUGGACAGGCCAAGGAGGGUCCCUGCUAGGGACAAAACGAACUCUUCCGGGCAAACAUCUGGAAAAGAUUGCUGAGCAGAUUAGGAUCCAUAACAUCAACGCCCUGCUUGUCAUCGGAGGAUUUGAGGCUUUUGAGUCCCUGCUGCAGCUGUACGAGGGCCGGGCUGACUACGAGGAGCUUUGCAUCCCGAUGUGCAUGCUGCCUGCGACCAUUAGUAACAAUGUGCCCGGCACCGACCUCAGUAUCGGCGCCGACACGUCCCUCAACGCCAUCGUGGAGACGUGUGAUCGCAUCAAGCAAUCAGCCAGCGGCACAAAGCGGCGGGUCUUCAUCAUUGAGACCAUGGGGGGCUACUGUGGCUAUCUGGCCACUGUGGGCGGUCUGGCUGCAGGCGCCGACACGGUCUACAUCUACGAGGAGCCGUUCGACAUCCGGGACCUGCAGGCCAACGUGGAGCAUCUGACGGAGAAGAUGAAGACGUCCAUCCAGAGAGGCUUAGUGCUCAGAAAUGAGAACUGCAAUGAGAACUUCACCACUGACUUCAUCUACCAGCUGUACUCUGAGGAGGGACGAGGAGUCUUUGACUGUAGGAAGAACAUCCUCGGUCAUAUGCAGCAGGGAGGAGCUCCAUCACCAUUUGAUAGAAACUUUGGCACCAAAGUUGCUGCUAAAGCCAUACAGUGGAUCACACGGACGCUGAAGGAUUCUUACAAAGGAGGGCGAGUGUUUGCUAACUCCGAGGACACAGCCUGCCUGUUGGGGAUGCGUCGCAGAGCUCUGGUCUUUCAGCCUGUGGCCCAGCUCCGGGACGAGACUGACUUUGUGCACAGGAUCCCUAAGGAGCAGUGGUGGCUGAAGCUCCGUCCACUGAUGAAAAUCCUGGCCAAGUACAAGACCAGUUACGACGUGUCUGACUCCGGCCAGCUGGAGCACGUGACCCGGGUCCGACCCAGAGAGAGCAACACCUCCGCAACCAUCUGAACCAAUGCACUGCCGCCGGAGGAGAGCUUCACUCCAACAAGGAAACGGCUUCACAAAGCACAGUGACAGCUACUCACACAAUGACUGAUCGACUGCAAAUAAAUUAAGAUAGAUAGUAGAUUUUAAAAAUAUAGUAGGUAAAAGUCAUGGAACUUUUCAGAAGGGAUCUUCUAUAUUUUAGAUGACAGAAUUGAGUCAUUUGGAUUAAAGCUCUUUACGUUGUUUCAAGAUAGCAGAACGGACGUAUUUUCUAGAUCCCCAAAGUUAUUAUAGACUUUAAUAUAUAUAUGCACUCCUGAUUACGUACUGUAUACGUAUUCACGUUUUAGUCCUGAAGAUGUAGUUACUUGUUUUUUUUAAAGCUACCUAGCUGAGCAAACAUUUGUGUUGUGUAAACACAGUGAGGCUGAGGUGGGCGAUCAAAGUCUAGCUUUUGUUAUUUUAAUUAUUUUCUACAGCCCCCAAAUUAAUAUAAUCCCCUAAAGCUGCUUAUAAAGAGAAUAUAUGCCAAGAGGAUCACAUGCUUUCAGUCCAAAGUCUGUUAGAACCGUCUACCAUCUUGAUUGUAAAAUGCGACCUACUGGAGGUGUAGUGAGCCGAGCUGGCCGUGUCCUAUCACCUGCUAAUUGUGUGUGUGUGUGUGUGUUGUGACUUUGCCUUUGUAUCCACCCUGAGCUUUGUGUGGCAUCGUAUAGUGGUACUUGUGAGUAGGUCCUUCUGUGUCUGUAAAUUUGGCAGUGAAGCAGAGGAUGUCUGAAACUUGUCCGCAACAUUAACUUUAUGUGCUGACAGUGUGAUGAGUGUCCUGUGAGAGUAAUAAAACAUUUAUUGUGUGGAAAGUUA